AAUCUGUAGAUGUUGAGGGAAAAUUCCGUGAAAGAGACAGAGUACAAGUGUACCGAGACAAAUUUGAUGUAAGAAGAAUCAGCAGCAGUGAACUGGAGAGAAGAGUACGCAGACCGUCUUCUCUGGUUAUCUGAUAAGGCCGUUUAUCGAACAAUGCCAUCGCAUUGGAUCCGUCCGUGUUCAAAUCCCCUUACAAUCACUCGUUCAAUAUUGCUAACCAUUACCGUCACUCUCAAACCAUUACCCAUUGUCAUUGCUAUCCAUCACUCUAUCUCAAAUUUCUCUCUCUUUCUCACCGAUCAUUCACUUUCAUCAUUUCCACUACUCCUAUCACCUCUCUCUCUCUCUCUCUGUUUUUGCUCUAUAACACUACAAAGAAAGCUAUAAUCCUCUGGUGCUGGAGAAGGAGCGAACGGAAAUAGCAUGAAGCAAACAGGACUCUUUAGUCUUGCUGGGGAUGACAACUUCUUUAGUUUUACACUCUGUAAAACGAUUGAUAAGGAGAGCAUCCGGCUAUAGAAACUUUGCCAAAAAUGACAUAGUCAACGACUCGUCUUGGAGGUCAGUAACUCAAAAUAAGAACUGACCUGGAACGUGACGACCUACCCAAAUCAUGACAUCAUGGAAAACUGAACGUAAAUUGCUGCUGUUGACGAUGAUGAUGAUGAUGAUGAUGAUGAUGAUGGUGACAGACUGCCAAAAUACUUCUUACUUCUUGCAAAAAAUACCGUACUUUAAUUCCAGGAAAUCCCUUUUCUUUACAAACACACUUUGUUUACGUUUAGCUUGAUGAAGUAGAUCUAUAAUUAAAAGCUUGGCACUAUCAUGGUAUUAGCUGUCAGAAUUGAAAGUAGAACUGACAAGGAACGUUACUGCUGGUUUGAGUUGAUUCUUUGGCUACUGACUAGCCGGAGCUAUCUAUCUGUCUGUCUAUCUCACUAUCUCUCUCUCUAUAUCUAUCUAUCUAUCUAUCUAUCUAUCACUCGUUCACCUCUGUGUCCGUAGAAUUUAUCAAAUUAGAAAACGCAAAUUUAAUAUAAAAAUAUAUUUUCUGAAAUUGCAAAUUAUUUAAAAUAUAAAAAUAUAAUUUUCAACAGAGAGAAUUUAUCAAAAUAGAAAACAAAUGAAGUUUGAAGUUUAAAAAUAAUAGGAUCGACCACUCACGACUAGCUAGCGCGGACGCGCGACUGCGCGUUCGGGACCACUCUGCUUUAGUAGUACCCUUAUACUCUGUGUGUUUUCAAACGCAUGGAUAUAGGUGUCAAAUUUGUUCCAAUAACUUUCGAGUGAUAGAUAGAUAGAUAGAUAGAGAGAGAGAGAGACAGAGAGAGACAGACAGACAGAUAGCUCGCUCCGGCCAGUCAUGGUAUUAGCUGUCAGUAGCCAAAGAAUCAACUCAAACCAGCAGUAACGUUCCUUGUCAGAUUUUUCUACUUUCACUUCUGACAGCUAAUACCAUGACAGUGCCAAAAGCUUUCUAGUCCUGACCCUAUAUCCAUCUUUUUUAAAACAUAGUAUAACUAGGACUACAUUAUCUAACGUUUCCUUCUUAUUAAUACAGCAAUGUGUUGAUCUGAUGGAGAGCUAACAACUAUAUCUGCGAAGCACGCAACAAGAUAGUCUUUUCUCGUUACUUCGUGUCACCGCCUCGUUUUCAUUGCAGGUCAACUUGUGUUGAUUUCACACUAACAUGUCCUAAUGCAUCUUGAUGCAUUUUAAUUUGUUCUGCUUGAUAUAUCGAACAUAGUUCGAGCUGUGUUUAUCACAAUGUGCCUGAAAGUCUGUCUGUUGUGUUCCACUGGUUGGUUUUCAUUGCUUCCACUAUCCUGUUUACCACUUUUGCUAUUUUAUGGUCUCGCAUGUGGUGUGGAUACCAUUCUUCGAAUGUCACUCCUUUUGUCAUUGGUCUGUGUCCUGGGGCAUUAUAUUUCAAUUAAUUGGAUUUUUCUUCAACCAUUUGGAGAGGUUGGAUUAUUUAUUCUGCUGUGGGCUCUCCCUGUGAAACUCGUCCCUUAUUCAGUGGUAUAUGUCUAUGGCUUUGUGCUGCAGGUAUUUGAACCUAUCAUGUUAUUCCAAGAAGUUCUCUUUGUUCUUCUCCUAGCAACACAACUUUCCAAUUACAUAAAUGAUUUGGCUGAAGAAGAUGAUGAUGAUAACCUGUACAUAUAUCAAAUUAUAUUUGCUAUAUUUUCUAUUCUAAACUAUGGUUUAUCCUGUUAUAUUGUGUUAAUAUCUUUUAACAGCAACACCUGGCUUCUUUAUGUGAUAUUAUUUCUAACAGUCUUCAACCAUGUUCUCAUGUGGUCAUUAGGAACUGGACAGAUGUGGGAAACUGCUUUUACUUUCAUGUUGACCAUGUUUAUACUUUUACUCAUGAACAUAGAGAACAACUUAACUGAAAAUAUAGAAUUACCUGUUCUAUCCUGUUUUGAUUCUAAACACACUUUGAUAGAAUUUGUGAGCAGUGUUUGGCUACUAAACUCUGAGAAACUAUCCAACUUUCUAAAGUUGAUUGGUAGUUUUUUAAGUCCUAUUUUUGUUGGCACUAUUUUCCUCCGGCUCUUUUCUGUCAAUUGCUUCAAUUAUCAGAAAACUGUUUCAAUGUUUUUUGAAAACGAAGACAAAGAUGAUGAUGUUUUAUUAGAAGAAAGUAGUCCGUCCAUUUUAAGUUGCUCAGGUUUACAACCAACUCUUGUUUGUAAAUUGGGCACAGUUUUUGUUGUUACACAACUUAUGAUUAGACAAUUUUAUCUUUUUAUUGGAAAUGGCUUAAUUACUCAGCAAGAAUGGAUAAAAAAUUGGUUGCCUGAUAAUAUAUUAAUUGGAAGAGUAACUCAGAUGUUUUUGGUGAAUAUUUUCUUUCAGCAUUCAAUUUACAGACGAUGGUCAGAUAAUUCUUAAAUAAUCAUUAUUUUGGAGACUAUUCUAGUUUUCACAUAACAACAAACAUUGUUUACAUAAUUGAUAUAUUUCUUUAUGAAAUCCAAAAUCAAGUAAUGGAAUCAUUGUUUCUGAUUUCUGCUGAAAAUAUUUUAGAAAUAUUAAGGAUCCCAACUCCAAAAGAGAAAUAAUCCAUGUUGACAAUAUUCACACUUCGCCUUAAUUCUUUUCUAUUUUUCAUAUCCAUCUUUAUGAAUUUCAACAGUUCCUUUUAAAACAAAGACUUAUUCAUGUUCUUUGACACAAAUACUGGCACAUUUAAGAUAAUUAAAUUUCUUAUAAGGACAUAUUUACUCAGAAAACUAUUGAAAACUAUUGCUCCUACAUCAGGAAUGGUGUUGCUGUUCAUUGGAAAAUACUCCUAAAUAUAGAAUGAUACUGAUAUUCUGCUACUCAUAUUUUAUGCUGUUUCCACAUUUAGGAUGGUACUACUUGUAAGUGGAAUACUUUCCUACUUCUGGGACAGUAUUGCUGUUCAAUGGAAUAUUCCCCUAAAUCUAAGACAAUACUUCUGUUCAAUGAAAUACUGCUCUCAUAUCAGGGACUGUGUCAUUACUCAAUGGAAUAUUUUCCUAAAUCUGGCAUGGUGCUGCUACUCAAGAAAGAACACUACUCCUUACUUCUGUGAUGAUGCUGUUAUUCACAUCAUUACCUCUCAUCUUGUACGACUUAAAAUUCGAAAGAGUUGUUGGUCUCUGCACUUUUGCUAAUCCCAAGAUUUCUAAAAAUUCUUAAACUGAUGCUUCUAACCUGAUAGGAUACCAAUGAAACAGCUGAGAAACUGAAAAUCCAUACAAGAUCACCAGUUAUAAACAGCAUGAGGAAGAAUGUAGGGCUGAGAUAAAGAAACCCAAAGGAUAUAUCAGCCACUAAUCCCAUGUAUGCUGAUUGUAGUACAAUUUCUGCUGACAUAAGAAAAACUAAGAGAGCUUCACAGUUUGGUCUUUGUAUCAGUGAUGAUAAUAACUAAAGUACUUUAGAUCAGUAUCACAUUCAAUGUAAUAAAAUUGGAACAAAUUGCAGCAUUUAAACAUCUUGGAUUGUAUACAGAAGAAAACAAUUGCUGCAUCAUUAGAUAUCAGAAACGGAAGUAACUUAACAUCUUGGGUCUCUGAGCUACUUCAUCAGUGCUGGGAAAAGACACAAAAUAUCUCAUUACACCAAAAUCUAAAUUUAUCAACUGUCUCUAUUCUCUAAGUUAUUGUAUGAUAUUGAUUCAUUAGAAUCACUCCAAAAUGAUUUAAAUAUAUUAAAAGCCUUUUAAAUGAUUUGCUUUUGCUGAAUACUUGGAGAAUCACAAAGGAACCAGUUUUUGAGUGAUCACAUUUAAUGAACUUGAUUUUGCCAGCUGGCUAUUUCUGAAUUUGGUGUAGCCAUGGAAUAACCUCAGAUGAAUCAUUUAAGGUUGUUAUGCAACCUGCUUACAUGUCUUCAACCUCAAAAGAACACUGUAAAGACCUUGAUGAAAAUUAUCUGUAGAGAGUCCGGAGAAACUGAAGAUUACUAUUAAUGAUGUUGGUAAACAUGGUAAAAAAUUAUCUAUGGAAAAUUGGUACCAUACUAACCCUGUAUAUUUUAAACAUGCCAUAUACAGCCCAAAUCUUUAAUCUGUUUUAUGUUCAAACCAGCCACAUCUGGUCUCUUACACCUACUCUACAAUGUCAUUUUAAAAACAAACAAUUAUAUCUUUGAAGUUUCAAAGCUAUGGAGAUAAUGCAUGAUUAAUUCAAAAUAAUAUGAAUAAAUAAGCAUUACAUUUGACAUUAUUCUAAAUGCUAAAGGGUGAAGGGAGAUAGAUUAGAAGGAAACACCCUAAAAACCUCUCUCUGUCUAAAGUUUACAGGAUAAUUAUAAUGAUCAAUCCACCUUGAUAACUUAUUUAACUUAAUAAGUUUCUUCCCAAAGUUCUUCUACUUAUAACAAGAUAUAUUUCUCUAAACAAUGUUUGAAUGAGCAAAGCUAAUCAAUUAUGUAAUUAUAAUAGUAACUGUAAAUAAAUAAUAGCAUACUCGAUGUGGUAAGCCAAGAAAUUUUUUAGCUGAACUUAAACCUUGAAUGAUGACAACAAUCAUUUUCUAAAUGCCUAGUUCUCAAAAAAUACAAGGGGCAGAGAAAACACCUAGAUUUUAAUUAAAUAUUAAUCACCACAAAAGUAUAAUUUUAACUAUUACUUGGCAUACUACAUGAAGUAUCUUAGUUGUUAUUUCAAGGUUUUCAUGCAACAGGCAUUCCUGGGUAAUUUUUCCCAGUCACAUGUAUAUAUUUAUAGCAUUCACAUGUGGUGUUAUUAAAUUAUUCAUAACCUGAGCUCUGGUAACUGAGAGCUAUUUCAAGUAAAUUUGCAUCUGCCUAUCAAAUACAUUCAGAGUUACAAGGUCUGCAUGUACAUAUGCAACAUUAUAACAUUUUCUUUUCUUGAAUUUUUAUUAUACAAUGAUGAAAUAAAAAAUUAUUUUUAUAAGAA
Messenger RNA from Octopus bimaculoides (California two-spot octopus), 5404 nucleotides. RefSeq lists its product as uncharacterized. The record is from RefSeq and is a predicted model, not a curated record. NCBI's taxonomy places the organism in Eukaryota, Metazoa, Mollusca, Cephalopoda, Octopoda, Octopodidae.